AUGGGGAUAGAGAAAGAAAUUGAAUCAGUUAGUUUCCCAUCCUAUUUACCAGCUUCUUCCUCAAGCCAUAGAGAAAAAUCUUCAGCCAUCGGCUCCUUGAGCGAGAUUGUACAGAAUGUGAAUGAGUUAAUUGCCACGGGACAAUAUGGAAGACUGUUUGCAGUUGUUCACUUUGCCAGCAGACAGUGGAAAAUAACCAGUGAAGACUUGAUUUUAAUUGAAAACCACAUACCUGCUGAAUGUGGAGACAGAAUCAGAAUGGAAAAGGUACUGUUGGUGGGGGCUGAUAACUUCACACUGCUGGGAAAGCCUCUCCUGGGAAAGGACCUAGUCCGCGUGGAAGCCACUGUUAUAGAGAAGACUGAGUCUUGGCCAAGAGUUAACGUGAAGUUCCGUCGAAGGAAGAGUUAUGAGACGAGAAAAAUUGUCAUUCAGCCGCAAACUGUUCUCCGGAUAAAUUCCAUUGAAAUUGCUCCUGUUCUGUCAUGAUGGAUUGGUUUGUAACAUCUUGGGAACAUUAAGAAAAUAGAAAAUGUUCAUGUUGCAUUUGGUUAUUCUCAGUAAACAUUUUUUUUAAAAAAUAUUAUUAUAAUCAUUAUUGUUGCCAUCACCAAAUAUCUUCAUUGCUCAUGUACUUUUUAUUUUUAAAUUAAAAUAUUAUAAACAAAAUAAAAUUAAAAAACUAAAAUCAAGGCAAUAUAUAGGUGUAAUCAGUAUUAUA
This is a messenger RNA of Ahaetulla prasina, 721 nucleotides long. It is a transcript of the gene MRPL21, whose product is annotated as mitochondrial ribosomal protein L21. The transcript is spliced from 5 exons. Gene Ontology annotation, molecular function: structural constituent of ribosome. Lineage: Eukaryota; Metazoa; Chordata; Lepidosauria; Squamata; Colubridae. Bases 1 to 489 code for a protein of 162 amino acids. The record is from RefSeq and is a predicted model, not a curated record. Gene Ontology annotation, cellular component: ribosome; mitochondrial large ribosomal subunit.